GAUGCUGCGCGCCGCGCUGGGAAGAGGGAGCGGGCAUCGCGGCGGGCUCUGGAGGAGCCUGUGCUCCGCAGCUGCCGGCGGCAGCGCCAGAGCCCCGAGCGCCGCCUCCGCCUCCCUUGGCAGCGGCGGCGGGGCUCGGAGCGGAGGCGCUUCCCCGGCAGGUGCUAAUAAUGUAAAGCCAUUGGAUGGUGUGAAAAUUCUUGAUUUAACAAGGGUGCUUGCAGGACCCUUUGCCACAAUGAAUUUGGGAGAUCUGGGGGCUGAAGUUAUCAAAGUGGAAAAACCAGGAGCUGGUGAUGAUACAAGAGCCUGGGGUCCACCUUUUGCUGGGAAAGAAAGUAUUUACUUUCUCAGUGUCAAUAGAAAUAAAAAGAGUAUAGCUAUCAACAUGAAGAAUUCAAAAGGAGUAAAACUAAUCAGAGAGCUUGCAGCAGCAUCUGAUGUUUUUGUGGAAAACUACAUCCCUGGGAAACUGGCUGAAAUGGGUUUAGGUUAUGAAGACAUUAAAAAUAUUGCACCUCACAUAGUGUACUGUUCAAUAACAGGUUAUGGUCAGACUGGUCCAGUGGUUCAGAGAGGUGGAUAUGACACCAUUGCCGCUGCUGUUUCUGGUCUCAUGCAUAUCACAGGGCAUGAGGGUGGGGAGCCAGUUAGAUCGGGAGUAGCAAUGACAGAUCUUGCUACUGGGCUAUAUACAUAUGGAGCAAUUAUGGCUGGUUUACUUCAGAGGUAUAAGACAGGAAAAGGACUGCACAUUGACUGCAAUCUCUUGUCAACUCAGGUUGCAUGUCUCACUCAUGUAGCAGCUAAUUACCUUAAUUGCAAAAUUGAAGCAAAACGCUGGGGUACUGCUCAUGGGAGUAUUGUUCCAUAUCAGGCUUUUAAGACCAAGGAUGGCUACAUCGUGGUGGGAGCUGGAAAUGAUCAUCAGUUUGUCACUGUGUGCAAGGUCUUGAAUUUGCCUGAAAUUAGUAAAGAUUCUAGAUACCAAACUAAUACACUCAGAGUCCAGAACAGAAGAGAACUUACUGACAUAUUAUCAACCCGGUUUUCAGAAAAAACAACGAUCGAGUGGUUGCAGCUCUUUGAAGGGAGUGGGGUUCCAUAUGGCCCAAUCAACAAUAUGCAGCAAGUAUUCUCGGAUCCUCAGGUACUGCACAAUGGACUUGUGAUGGAAAUGAAUCAUCCAACAGCUGGGAGGAUUGCUGUUCCAGGACCAGGUGUCAGAUACAGUGAAUUUGAUGUGUCACAUCCAAAGCCACCUCCACUUAUUGGACAGCAUACAGUGGAGAUACUGAAGAGCAUGCUGGGGUAUGAGGAUGAUGCCAUAGAAGAACUGCUCCGCACUGGUGCUGUGGCUCAGCAUGAGGUCAGAUAAGGAACAUUAGCUACAUUCCUUCACACUGAGUUCACAUUACUUUGUCCUCUCUUUGCUCCCUUCAGUUUCCCUAAUGGGACUCGAAGAGAAGACAUAAUUUAAUUCCUAAUUUUCUUCCACAUGUUUUUGUAUGAUUUUAACACUGAUGUAUCAAAUAAACAAUCUCAUGCUGUCUGAGUGAAAGAUUUUCUUGGGGGUGUUGGGGGUAGAUGUAAUUAUACAGUCCUGUGUGACUACUCAUUUUCUGUACUUCAUAUGGAAAAUGGAGUUCUUAUCAUACUUACAGUAAUUGCCUAAACAUUUGUCCUGAGAAAGACAUGAUGUUAGUGAAAAGAAGCAGAACCUUUAAAAUCUGUAUACUAGACUCUGCACUUGCAGAUAGCUGCCUUAUACAAUUAUUUUAGUAGAGAAUCUUCUAUUUACAAAUUGGUCUGAUUGAUUUUGAACAGAACUGUCAGUCAUGAACUUUGUUCAUUUCUAUUUUAAAUCAAGGGUAGCAUAACCAUUGCAAAAUUCACUUUUAUUUCCCGGUAAUCCAAAUUACUAAUAUUGCAAUGCAUAGUCAUGACAAUCCCAAUAUGUUAGCAGAAAGAAGCUCAAACUGGCACAGUUCUUCAGUUAUGAAACAAGCCUAUUCCAAGAUCAGUUGAGAGACAAACUAUGGUUGAAUAGUCUUUUGUAAUUUUAUUUAGAAAGGCCAGGGUACUCUUAAUUAAACAUUGAUCCACAGAAAACCAAGUGCUGAAUGUCAAAUACCAGAAUUUGCCAGACAUGUCAAUCUGGUUCUGUGGGUACUGUAGGUACUGAUUCCUAUCUCUGACUCCAGUCGCCUUCCAAAGCACCUUCAUUAUGGAGAAAACACAGGUUGAAAUCUGUGCAAAACUUUUGAUUUAGUUGCACCCUCAUAAUUAAAACAUGGUGAGAGUUGACAGACCGUCCUCAAAUUUAGUAAUAUCAUAUUCUUCAGUAAGGUUGCUCUUGAGAGUAAGGCACUAUGCAGUGGAAGAAGGUGGAAGAAUUUGAUCCAUGAAACAUACUAAGGAAAAGAUUAAAGAGCCAUUUGUUCUCUACAAACAAAUCUGGCAAAUUCUAAAUCUCAAGCUAAAUCUCAAUUCUAAAUCUCUCAGUCUUCACUCAAUAUCUAAUUUACAGUUAAAGUAAACUCAGAGUAUGGAAAGGGUCUAACCUUUGUUAUGUGCACGCCAGGAGCGAGGCAAAGCCUUUCUGUUCCUAGAACGAAAUAAAACUAACUCAAACUGACACUCAACACAUAAUGUCCAUGUUUCUCAAAGUAUCGGAAACAGGCCUGGCAUUAUAACUAGCUUGUCACUUUGUUUUCACUCUAACAAACAAUAUCCUCUGUAUUACAUUUGAACUUCACAACUCUGCAUUACCUUCUGGGGGAAGAAAAGAGGUUAUUACAUAAUCAAAUUGCAGUGGAACCCCACUGUGGCUGCUCAUUUUUGAAGCCCAGUGUGUUUUGGUUCAUUUGUUUGCUUGUUUUCUCUGGUUUUGUGUUCCUUUUUUUUUUUUUUUUUCCCCUCAGAUCUUCUCCUGAUUUUUUUUCUCUUUCACUGCGUUCCUGGCACCAAACACGAUAUUCUGUCCAUGUGCUAAAGACAUCAUGAGAUCCUGGAAGAGUGACUUCUAAAAUAAAUAUGGAAAUAAGUCUGAAUUGAGAAUUGGGACACCAUAGGGGAAGAACUGAAACUGGAUUGGAAGAAGUUUUGAUAUAGUCCACCUUCUGUUUAAUCUAAGGGGAACAUCCCUUUUUUUUUAAUGAGAAAAACAGCAGUUUGAAUUCAGCUUCACAUAAAAUGGAUAAUCUGAUAUUGAACUAAACUUUGUUUAUUAAUGAAAAACACUGUCAGAAAUAAACAAAUAAAUUUGCUGGGUUGUUAAGGGGUUCUUUUCUUCACUUUUCUAAGAAUCACAUACAUAAGAUAUAGUAAAAUAUUGCUCAGUUUUGUUCAAUGAUUUCUAAAAAAAUCAGGUUUUUUCCUGUGUUUUUCUAAGCAAUGGAAAUAGCUAAUCUUAGCUACAGUAAAUUGGCAGAGCUGCUUUGACUUUAACAUAACAAUGUGGGUUUAAAUAAGCUGAAUAUUGGGCUUUUAACUCCACAAAGUAUUUUGUGCAGAGCUUACAUGUAAACAGUGUUUCCCUUUCUUCUCCAUUGUUUUUUUGUUAGUGUUUUCCUCUUUGCUAUGUUGGCAGUCAAAUGCCUAAAGGGACAAUCAGAGACAUUAUUUUGUCUCACCUCCAAUACCUACUGCAAGGGGAGAAAUCCAGAUACCAUUUCUCAGUCUUCUAGUCUUACACACAGACUGAUGCUUACUCUUUAAGAAGUCAGAAAUAAAUAGAAACCUUUAAAUAACUGGGAUUCUAGGA
Myiozetetes cayanensis is the source of this 3766-nucleotide messenger RNA. It is a transcript of the gene SUGCT, whose product is annotated as succinyl-CoA:glutarate-CoA transferase. The record is from RefSeq and is a predicted model, not a curated record. Bases 2 to 1378 code for a protein of 458 amino acids. The transcript is spliced from 14 exons. NCBI's taxonomy places the organism in Eukaryota, Metazoa, Chordata, Aves, Passeriformes, Tyrannidae. Gene Ontology annotation, molecular function: catalytic activity.